Messenger RNA from Monoraphidium neglectum, 741 nucleotides. RefSeq names its product Vacuolar protein sorting-associated like protein 41. Lineage: Eukaryota; Viridiplantae; Chlorophyta; Chlorophyceae; Sphaeropleales; Selenastraceae. The record is from RefSeq and is a predicted model, not a curated record. Gene Ontology annotation, biological process: protein targeting to vacuole; endosomal vesicle fusion; macroautophagy. Gene Ontology annotation, cellular component: late endosome; HOPS complex. The coding region runs from base 1 to 741 and encodes 246 amino acids. The transcript has 6 exons.
AUGGAAACGGCCCCUGCUGCAGGGGCCGUCGACAUCGUCAUCGGGCGCUACCGUGACGCCGAGGACCGCAUCAGCUGGCGGCUGGAGCACAUGAGGUUUGAGGACGCCCUGGCCCUGGCAGAGAGGGAGAGGGGGCUGCCCGCCUCAGUGUGGGACGCCGUCGUGCAGGCCUAUCUAGCACACGUGACCGCCGCCGGCGACUGGGCCACCGCCGCGGGCCUGCUGCCGCGGCUGCUCAAGGACAAGGUGGCCCUCUGGGAGAGAUGGGUCUACGAAUUCGGGCAGGCGCGCCAGCUGCCGCUGCUGGCGCCCGUGCUGCCGACCAAGCGGCCGGCGCUGCACCCCCAGACGUACGAGCUGGUGAUGGCGGCGCUGCUGGUGGACCCGGCCCACCACGGGGCGCUGCUGGGGCUGGUGCAGGCGUGGCCCAACAGCCUGUACCAGCCGGCGGCGCUGAUAGACGCGAUCGCGCAGCGCAUGCGGCGGGCGGGGGGAGAGACGCGGGAGCUGUGGCAGGCUCUUGCCCACUUGUACAAGACCCAGGGCCGCCCCGACCUGUCACUGGCCAUCCUCCUCAACCUGCAGCUGCCAUCCGUGUUCGACUUCCUGCAGGAGCACGGGCUCCUUUCAUUCCUGGGGGGCAAGGCCGCGCUGCUGCUGGCCAUUGAUGAGGCGCGCGCCCUGGACCUGCUGGUCUCACACCUAGACAGCGUCGCACCCGCAGACGUCGUGCCAGGGUGA